Molecule: messenger RNA, 864 nt
Organism: Vigna radiata var. radiata (mung bean)
Lineage: Eukaryota; Viridiplantae; Streptophyta; Magnoliopsida; Fabales; Fabaceae
Exons: 1
Coding region: 1-864 (287 amino acids)
Biological process (GO): L-valine catabolic process; thymine catabolic process
Cellular component (GO): mitochondrion
Molecular function (GO): malonate-semialdehyde dehydrogenase (acetylating, [NAD(P)+]) activity; methylmalonate-semialdehyde dehydrogenase (acylating, NAD+) activity
Source: RefSeq, a predicted model, not a curated record
AUGGACGAAUAUUGUUAUGGGAUGGAUUUUGAAAUAAAUUCUAGCAGAUUAUCAGAAUUUUCGUCCUUUAUAAAUGAGGGUGUUGAGGGAGACCUCACAAAUCAUUUUACAACAAAUGAAAUAUUUUCCUCUCGUGAAAACUUAAUUGAAUGGGUAAGAGGGAUUGUAUAUAAUCUGGGAUUUGUUGUUGUGACUAUAAGAUCCGAUAAAGCUACCGGUCAACCUGGGAGGAAGACGUUUGUGUUGCUAGGAUGUGAAAGAGGAGGAAAAUAUAGAAAAUACAAACCAGACCAACCUAGUACAUAUGGAACCCGAAAAUGUGAGUGUCCUUUCCAGUUAAGGGGUAAGCCAUAUUGUAAUGGCGAUGGAUGGAUAUUGCAAGUGAUAUGUGGAUACCACAACCACGAUUUAGCAGAAACUUUAGUGGGACAUCCUUAUGCUGGUAGGUUAAAUUCUACUGAACAAGCAGUACUUGUUGAUAUGACUAAAACCCAAGUAACAUCGGCAAAUAUUUUGUUGACCCUGAAACAAAAUAAUGAUCAUAAUGUAACUACAAUAAAACAAGUUUACACAGCAAGGUAUACAUACAAACGCUCAUUGAGAGGGUCGAGAACUGAGCUACAACAGUUGAUGAUGAUGUUGGAUCGUGACAAGUACAUACAUUGGAGUAGAUGUGCAGAGGAUUCUGAGGUUGUUAGUGACCUCUUUUGGACGCAUCCUAAUGCAGUCAAGUUAUUGAAUGCAUUUAAUGUUGUUUUGUUAAUGGAUUCAACUUAUAAAACAAAUAUAUUGCACCCAACUAGAUGCAACAAGUAUGCCCGGGCAGCGUACUCCCACUGCUGCUGCUCACAGUGCUCAACGUAG